UAGUUAUUUAGUCAGUAUUUUAGGAACGUAGCCAGCCCGUGGUGAUCAAAAAAACAAAAUGCCCAGAACGUCAAAAUCCGGUUAAAAAGAACAGUCACCCGUAGAAAAUUACAAAAAAACGAAAGUGAAUAUCUUAUAUUUGAUCAAUUCGAGUUCCCAGUCUGAGGACGCUUUCGCAAAGAAACGAAUCAGAUUGGGAAAAUAUCGAUUUGGGAAUCCGGGUAUCGACACGAUGGCCCAAAACCAAAAGCCACUAUCCACGGGUCGAGUUCGCAACACGUCGCUAGAACUGGAGAACCAGCUAAUUGGCGGCAAGUAUCGGGUGAUGAAGCCGAUUGGAUCCGGAUCUUUCGGCGAUAUAUAUCUGGGACUGAACAUAAAGAAUGGGUCCGAGGUGGCCAUCAAAGUGGAGUCGAACGAUGCCAAGUAUCCGCAACUGAUGUACGAGGCCAAGGUGUACGAAAAGAUGAUAAGCAGUCCGGGAUUUCCGCAGCUGCUGCACUUUGGCAGCGAGCAGAACUUCAAUGCCAUGGUCAUAGAGCUGCUCGGUCCUUCGCUCGAGGAGCUCUUCAAUCUCUGCAAGCGGCGAUUCUCCCUGAAAACCGUCAUUAUGCUGACCGAUCAACUACUGAUGCGACUGGAGUGCGUCCAUGAGCACGGCUUCAUACAUCGCGACGUCAAGCCCGAUAACUUCCUGAUGGGUCUGGGAGAGCAAAGCAAUAAGCUGUACCUCAUCGAUUUCGGCCUAUCCAAGAGGUACAAGGACAGCGAUUCGCAGACCCACAUCCCCUACCGCAAGGAUCGCAAUCUCACGGGCACCGUUCGCUACGCCUCGAUAAAUGCCCAGAUGGGAGUGGAGCAGUCCCGCCGGGACGACAUGGAAUCCCUGUGCUACUGCGUCAUGUACUUUAAUCUGGGCAAAUUGCCCUGGCAGGGUAUCACGGCCGCCAACAAGAAGCAGAAGUACGAGAAGAUAUUGGCCAAGAAGAGCAGCGUUACGAUUGCGGAGCUCUGCAAGGGCUUUCCCUCCGAGUUUGCGCUGCUGUUGACCUACGUCCGAAAUCUUCGCUUCAAGGACCCACCGGACCAUGUCUAUUUGCGCCAACUCUUCGGCAUUCUCUUGCGAUCUCUGAACCACCAGUACGACUUUAUAUACGACUGGACCCAGUUGCAGCAGCAGCAAAGAGAUCGUCUACGUCGUUCUAAGGAACGUGAACGGGAACGCGAGCGACAAGUGGAUCGGAAUCGCGAGCGGGAAAAGGAGCGCUUGAGGGAGGAACAGGAUCGCCGGCUCAGGACUUCCACACAGCAGGCGGAUCGCUCCCAUAUCCGCCUUUCGAGCAAAUACGAUCGCAUUGGCGAUGGGGCCACCAGCAAGCGAAAAUAGUAGCCACAACAACUUUUUGUACCACAUAUCAAAAUUAGUUUCAUUUAAAAGUUAUGUGGUCCACGUUGGGAUCCUUA
Messenger RNA from Drosophila elegans, 1464 nucleotides. RefSeq names its product casein kinase I. The record is from RefSeq and is a predicted model, not a curated record. Bases 233 to 1387 code for a protein of 384 amino acids. Gene Ontology annotation, biological process: peptidyl-serine phosphorylation; negative regulation of canonical Wnt signaling pathway; signal transduction. Gene Ontology annotation, molecular function: ATP binding; protein serine/threonine kinase activity. The transcript has a single exon. Gene Ontology annotation, cellular component: cytoplasm; nucleus. NCBI's taxonomy places the organism in Eukaryota, Metazoa, Arthropoda, Insecta, Diptera, Drosophilidae.